AUGCUGCAUUCGCGGCUUCGACCCCUCCCCCGCCGCCACGCACCCCUCCAUCAGUCAUCCUCUCCAUCUUCUACCGCACCUGCGCCCGACUUCCAAGAUCAGGAUGAUCUCGAAGUAGAAGAAUCGCCCGAGGAUAUCUUCACGGCCUUUCUUCCGCAUCUUUUUCCCGAUGAUGCGCCGUCGUUCCACGGCGACCCCGGUCAACACCUGCUCUACUCGUCACCCCGCUAUGGCAACCUCGAUAUCAUGGUUCCCUCAUACCCUAGCCAGAGUGAAAAGCGAACAGAGGAGAUAGCGGCGGGACUACCGCAAGAUGGCAAAGUCAAUCAGGUUGAAGAGGGAAGGAAGCUCUUUGCCCACUUUCUCUGGAGUGCUGCUAUGGUGGUUGCGGAGGGGGUGGAGAACGCAGAUACCUCUUCAGUAGAUUCUGACACAGCAAUGUGGCAGGUCAAGGGGGAGAGUGUCCUAGAGCUUGGUGCAGGCGCCGGACUCCCCUCUCUCAUUUCUGCGCUUGCCCAAGCCUCGCGAGUCACAGUGACUGAUCACCCUGCGUCUCCGGCCUUUGCUGGUGCACUCCGAUUCAACAUGAGCCACAAUAUCCCCAAGACUAUCUCGACUGACGUUUCCAUCGAACCGCAUGAAUGGGGUGUCCUCGACGACCCCUUUGCUCUUCAGAACAAGGGAGCUUUCACCCGCAUUAUUGCUGCGGACUGCUACUGGAUGCCAUCGCAGCAUGAGAAUCUCGUACGGACCAUGUUGUGGUUUCUGGCCCCCGGGGGUCGGGUCUGGGUUGUGGCCGGAUUUCACACGGGUCGUACCAUCGUGGCUGGGUUCUUCGAGACGGCGGUGAAGAAUGGCUUGGAGAUUGAACGAAUCCACGAGCGUGACCUAAACUCGACGACAGAAGACGGGAAAGAAGUGCGGAGAGAAUGGAUGCCUGUGAGAGAGGGAGAGGCGCCGGAAAACCGAAAGAGGUGGUGUGUGGUUGCGUUACUGAAACGGGCUCAAGAAAACGAAACGUGA
Messenger RNA from Aspergillus clavatus NRRL 1, 1023 nucleotides. RefSeq names its product putative nicotinamide N-methyltransferase. Gene Ontology annotation, biological process: peptidyl-lysine dimethylation. The transcript is spliced from 2 exons. Gene Ontology annotation, molecular function: protein-lysine N-methyltransferase activity. The record is from RefSeq and is a predicted model, not a curated record. Bases 1 to 1023 code for a protein of 340 amino acids. NCBI's taxonomy places the organism in Eukaryota, Fungi, Ascomycota, Eurotiomycetes, Eurotiales, Aspergillaceae.